Molecule: messenger RNA, 5144 nt
Organism: Thrips palmi
Lineage: Eukaryota; Metazoa; Arthropoda; Insecta; Thysanoptera; Thripidae
Product: putative nuclear envelope pore membrane protein POM 121B
Exons: 10
Coding region: 184-4074 (1296 amino acids)
Source: RefSeq, a predicted model, not a curated record
CCGUGCACACGGACCAGCACGGCCUUCUGCACGAUCAGCCCCGACGUCCGUCGGCGUCCCGCGUCCGCCCCGCGUCCGAACCCGCGCCGCGCCGCCGUGUGUUUGUGUGCGUGUGUCUGUGUGUCUCCCGAACCACGCGUCGCCAGAAGGGCGUCUUCAUCAGUGGCAACCUCGCCCUUCGCCAUGAGGCGCAGCGAGGCGACCAUGAGACUGCUGUCGCUGCUGGCCGCCCUGUGCUGCACGCUCCUUGCAGUGCAGGCGCGUCCGCAGCGCACAGCAUCCGGACCGCACCUUCUCCACAACGCACAGCUCUCGGGCGCCGCAGCCAACUCCAUGGCCCCGCUGACGAGCGAGUGGCGCGACGAGUCUGUGCGUCGGCUGUCGUCCGGUCCGGAGGGCUUGUCCGACGAGGUCGCCCUGUCUCAGUCGCCCUACGCCUGGAAGCCCCUCAUGGUCUCCGAGAGCCGGCCCGCCGCGCGCCACUCCGCGUACUCCGGCAGGACUAGCAGGGACCAGCAGUCCGAGGCGCAGCCCCUGCAGCCGCAGCAGCCCCAACAGCCGGAGCAGGCCCAGCCCCAGGCCGCCGCGGAGCCCCUGCCGUCCGCGGCGGCGCUGGUGGCCGAGCCCGUCACCGCGCCCUCCGCCAUCUCCUCGCCGUCGGCGCCCUCCUCGCCGUCCGCGCCGUCCGCACCGACCGCCCCCACGGGCGCCUCCCCGAUCGGCGAGUCCCUGAAGGAGGUCGCCAGCCAGCUGAUGGGUGCCACGGCGGAGGACGCCCCCCACCCCCACGGCCACGCCCAGGGCCACGCCAAGCCCGUCGUCCAGGACGUGCAGGACGUCCGCACGCCGCCCAUCGUCAAGGCAAGCCCCCCAGCAAAAAUGCAGGACCUGCGCAAGCCGGAGCUGCCCAAGCCCGUCAUGGUGUCGGCCACCGUGUCCACGCAGGGCGACCACAUCGACGACGACCACAGCGGUUUCCAGGGCGUGGCGGAGCCCGUGGUCAUCCCGGACGAGCACCUGCCGCAGGCCCUGCCGCAGCACAUGCCGAUGCGCAUCGCGCAGCAGCCGCCGCAGCACGCCGCGCUGGCGCUGCAGCAGCAGCAGCUGGCCGAGCUGAAGAAGGCCGUGAACGCGAGCGCGCCCAUGACGACGGCCGAGCCGCAGCCCAGCACCACGGCGUCGGACCGCAUCUCGACGUGGAUCCUGUUGAGCGGCACGCACAGCACCGCCACCACGCCGUCCAGCCUCAAGAAGCGCCCCCCGCAGCCCGUCAAGGAGGCGCAGCCCGCCAAGGAGGACCAGCCCGCCCCCGCGCCCGCCGCCAAGGUGCCCGCCCCCAAGCCCCAGCCCGCGCGCCAGCCCCCGGCCGUCCGCAAGCCCGCCGGUGCGCAGCGCUUGCCGUCGAGGAAGCCCGCCCCCACGGCCGCCGCCCCCACCACGACGACGCCCGCCCCCGCGCCCAGCACCACGACCCCCAAGCCCGCACCGCGCACCACCGUCGCCCCACAGCAGAACGCCGAGUUCGUCAAGAUCUCCGAAGCCAUCGUCAGCACGUCGGGCGCCGCCGCGGCCGCCCUCAAGGACAAGCCCGCCGAGAACAAGCAGAAGCCGGGCCGGCCCGCGCAGGCCGUCGUCCCCGCCGUGCACACCGAGUCCAAGCAGUCGGCCAAGCGGCCCAUCCAGGCACAGCAGGCGCAGCAGGGGCAGGACAAGACCAAGGUGUCGUCCGCCAGCGUGCCCUUCAACACGGCCAUCACGUUCCGGCGCAAGCCCAUCCACGGCCAGGCCCAGGCCCUGCCCAAGCCCGCCGCCCUCAAGACCGCGGCGCCCACCACGACCACCACGACCACCACCACGCCCGCCCCCGCCGAGGAGCUCACCACGCUGCCGCCCACCACGGCCGACGUGGCCACCACGGACGCCGACAUCGCCGCCACCACCACCCUGCCGCCCGUCACCACCAAGAAGCCCAAGCGCGCCGGCAGCAGCGCGUCCAAGAAGAAGAGGAAGAAGAACAAGAACAAGAACAGGAGGCGGCGCCCCACCAAGAAGACGGCGGCGUCCGCGGCCACCGCGGAGAGCAAGAUCGGCCACGAGGCCAACGCCACCAAGGCGGUGGGCCCGGUCAUCGGCGCGGGCGGCGCGGGCGGCGCGGGCGUCGGCCAGAACGGCAUCUCCACCAAGAUCUACAACUACCUGGCGCGCGAGGUGAUGCCGUCCGUGAGCGUGGGCAUCAUCGGCCUGGUCGUGACGGCCGGCAUCGCGGGCCUCUUCCUCUACCCGUUCGGCGGCGGCAUCGCGGCGCGCAGGACAUACGACACGGCUCCGCAGCAGCGCCAUCCCGGCCCCGGCGGCGAGCACAUGUACUACUAUGAGAGCUACGCCGACCAGCAGGGCCUGCAGGCCGCCGACGGCACGGUGGGCAAGCCCGAGGAGGAGGUGCUGGGCCAGGUGUUCUCCGGCAUGCAGCAGGACCGGCAGGGCGACCGGCCGGGCCAGCAGUCCCAGCAGCCCCACGACACUCGGUACGCCGCCUCGCCCUCCAUCUACGGCGGCGGCGACUCCGGCCCGCCCGACGCGCAGUACCCGGACUCGUACAGCAGAUACGACGCGAACGGCAAGGGCGCCAGCGCGUACUCCAGGCCCGCGGACGGCAGCAGCACGACGUCCGACCUCCGCCAGGGCACCGGCUACAGCUCCGUGUCCGUCAACGGCCAGGGCCAGGUGACCGGCUACGCGGAUCCCUCGCCGCCACAGAGCGGCGUGCCCGGCAACGUGCAGGUGGAGACCAAGUUCGAGCCACUGGGCACCCUAGACGCGCUGCAGAGGACGCGCUACGACGUGGACCACGUGGACGCCGACCAGGUCGACCUGACCUACGCCGCCGUCGGCGAGACCGGCCCCGCGUCCGCGGCCAAGAAGGCCGAGGAGUCCCCCUACGUGGUGGGCGGCGCCCCCGAGGCCCAGCCGAGCGCGCAGGGCAGCCAGAACACGCGGUACCACGCGAGCAGCGACGCGGACAGGACCUCCCACGUCGACCUCACGUACGGCAGCACCGGCGGCAGCGACACUGACAAGGAGCAGCAGGCCUUCACCGCGGCCGAGCACACCGACGCCAAGCCCGGCAACAGGUAUUCGGUGAGGCUGAGCGGUGGUUCCGGACAGGUCGCGCUGGCCUAUGGCUCCCAGGCGGGCUCUGACCAGGAACAGGACUCCGUCAAGCUGGACCAGGGCUCGGGCGUUGACUUGACGUACGGCGCAGGCCUCGACCUGGACGGGCGCUACGCCACCGCCAACGGCGCGCAGCCCCGCGCCCUAAAGCACGACAAGGACGCCGCCAAGGCCCCCGCCAAGAACAGCCGCCGGCGCCGCAGCGCCGACCUCGACGAGGACCUGGACAACGAGAUCGACGGACCCGUGCCCGUCAAGGACGUCGCCGACAAGAAGACCGAGACGCCCUCGUCCACCACCGUCCCCGAGGACGAGUCUGCCACCACCACGUCGGAACCCAUCACCACCACCGAGGUCAGCAAGCAGGACGUCACCACGGACGCAGUGACCACCAUCGCCAGCAACGACCCCCUGCUCAACUUGGUCGUCACGGCCAACGACGUCUUCAGCGUGGCCAACAACGAGGUCCUCAAGGACUCCAGCGUAGUCAGCACCACCACGACAGCCGUGCCCAACGUCAUCGAGAUCACCAACAGCACGUCCCCGGCCGACGACGCCCUGAGCACGCUCAUGAACAUGCUGAGGCGGGUGGCCGAGUUCAAGCUGCGCGUCGGCAUGAACCUGCUGCGUGGCACGUCCGAGGCCGUCUCCAGGUACAUCGGCGGCGUCACCAAGCGCAUGGAGGCCGCGGCGGAGCACCUCCACCACAUGCGGGAGCAGCGCAGCGCGCGCAGCGAACGCAGCCAGCGCGGCGUGAGGGCGGCCAAGGCGCACGCGGACACACCGGAGGACCAGAGGAGCCAGCCGUCGACCCUGAGGAGAAGAGCGAGGGACGUGGCGCGUGGCAAGCAGCAGCUCAAGAAGGUCCUCCUCAAGGGGCAGAAGACCAAGAAGGAGCACUAGGCCUCGGGCCAAGGAAGCACUUCGCGGUUCGAACCACUUCUGCGCCAGAGAAUCUGAUUGGGAUUGCAAAGAGGAAAUACCAAACACGGGCUCUUUGCCACAGGAUUGGUUCAGACCGGGGGUGGUGUCAUGUCAAAACCGUGCAUUCCUCUUACAUGGCGUCCGGAUUGAAACUUUCUUUUUAAUGUGAAAUUAUUACAAUCAGUCCCGCGCUGUGAUCUACGCAAUGAGCUAGAUAGUUGACGGCUUUCAAAUCAUUAGUCUUUAAAGAAAAGCAAACAAAAACAGCAUGCAGAUCUUUCCAAAGCCUGUAGGAAAGUUCAAACUUUUGAGGGUGCUAUUUGUUUCAGUUAGUUACGCAUUCCCCUCAUGUAUAUGUCCUGCAAAGAUUUUCAUCUGUGUCAGAAGACUGUACCAUAUUUCAGAUGAUUGUGAUUACCGGAUAGACUGUAUUGUAUUCCUGAAAAAGGAAAGAAAAAAAACUUGCCUUUGGUAAAAAAAAGAUUAAGAAAUACCCCCUGGAAUAAUGUGGGAAUCAUUUUGUUUUGUAGGCUCUAUGUUCUUCUGGGUUUCGAUAAGGUGUACCAUUUGAAUGAGACCUCCGAUACAUUUAUUUAACAAACGUGAUUUGUUUACUUUUUUACUCUCUCAAGUGGCGCAAUGUCUGGUUUCAGUUGCCAAAAUAGUUUUUGCAUUGUCUACGUGCUACAUGCAUGUGUUAAUGAAACAACAUGAUAUAAAAGUGAUAUUAGUUAUUGUUAAAGUAUCUGCCUCCUGGCAAAUAACGUGUGUUAGUUGUUUGUAGUGUACUCGAAGAAGUGGAAUUUUAUUUCAGAGCAAAUUUACUGUACAAAGACCUGGUCACCUUGGUACGCCACAUAUUCUCAUUUUUUCCUUAUAGAUAUUCCCCAUUGGGUGUAUGCUAUGAGUGUGUUGGUGGUGAACUAGUUUCAAAACAGAUCACCCAAACUAGUGCAAUGAUGUCUUUGUAUCGUACCAACUGUGUCAAAAAUGGACUGUGUUCACAAAUAUUGUAAAUAAACCGUAAAACAAUAAAUUAACUAAGCUUA